UGAUACUGGCUGGAUGUAAACGCCAUAACGAGACGCGCCGCCUUGCCGUUCGAACGCGUCGGAAAAAUAAAUUCAAAUAUCCGAACUUUUGUUACGUCUAUUCGAGGUAUUUUAUCAUUCAAGUUUUAAUUGAUAAAGUGAGUGAAGUUGGAACUUUGCAAAAAUGGAGGGCUGCGGAAUGAAUUGUAUAAAAUACCUGUUGGUUGUCUUCAACGGGAUUUUUUUGAUCUUCGGCAUCGUGAUCAUUGCAGCAGCAUGUGUGGACAUGGGCAUGAUCAAGGGCUUCUCCGGGAUGGAGGCGUCAGGUCACGAGACUGACGCCGUCCUGAUCGCCAUUGGCGUUCUGAUCAUCGUUGUUGCCGCUUUCGGCUGCUUCGGAGCUUGGAAGGAGAGUCCGAAGCUGCUUUAUAUUUUUGCCGGCUGCCUGAUCAUCAUCAUUCUCCUGGAGCUCUCCGUGGGCAUUGCUGCUGCCGCCCUCCGUCCACAGAUCGAAGGCACCAUGAAGACCCAGCUCCGAGCGUCCUUCAUCAAGAACAAGUCAACUCGCGAGGAGGAUUCUUCUUAUAGGGAAUUCUGGGAUCGCAUUCAGUCUACUCUGGAAUGCUGCGGCGUCACCGGCCCAGACAACUACGCCAACUCGGAGCCCCGCCUCAACCCCUCGUUCAGCUGCUGUCCCCCCGCCCAGGGCUCCGAUAGUACUUCCCCCGAGAUCUACCGGUCCGACUGCAUCUCCUCACAGAAGUACUACACGGAAGGAUGCGAAGAUAAAGUCCUCACGACUGUACACAGCGCCGGGAUGACUGUUAUUGUGUGUGGCAUCCUGUUUUGCUUCUUGGAGGUUGCCGGAAUCAUCCUUGCAUUAUGGCUGGCGCAUGCUAUAAAGACCCAGGGAAAAAGCCGGGAAACAGCUUAGAUAUUCUUCUAAGACAAAAUCUAGAUUUUAGACAUAGCAAGUUGCUAUACUUUGUAAGCUGCACUCUACUUGUAAGUUACGUUAGGUAUUUAUUUUUAAUUUAUACAGGGAGCUACAAUCACAUUUCACAAAUUAUGAAAAAAAUAGCUUAUAAAAAUCGUCGCUGGUAGUCAGUUUUGUCUUAUGAAAAAAUAUAUAUUCAUAUUUUUUUCUGAAUAGGUGAAUUAGUACCGCAAAAAAUUGAUUUUGUUGACAUCAAAUUAAGACUUCAUACGAAAAAUAUUAUUAGGUGUAAGUACAUUUUUUAUAAUUUACUUGUCUGCCGACAUCACAUAUUUUCCAUAAAUAAAACAAAUAAUGUUAUUAAAAAAACGUCCAGUUCAACACGCACUUUCAAUUUGAUAUGAUUCAAAAAAUAUUGUCACCCUAAUGAAUGAGUUGAGUCAGUCAGUAUUAUUUUCUGAGUGUGCAUUAAAUGUAGAAAGAGGCAAAUCUUAUUUUAUCUCCAUAAUAUUUGAUAAAGUAUUAAAAAUAGAUUAAUGUUAACAAUUAUCGCGAAAAUGCACUGAAUUUGUUAUUGGUGCUCUGUCUAUAUUUGAGACAUAAUAAUAAUAAUUUAUUUUACAAAAAUGUAUUAUCACAAUUAUUAUAAUUACGUAAUUUUUUUACGCAUUUAGUUUUAUAAUUAUUUAAAUAGAUGAAGUGAAAUUAAGACAAUGAAAAAUACCAUGUACCUAGUCUAAGAAAUAACAGAUAGAAUGUAACCAAAAAUCCACUAAACACCAUUAAUAUUGUCUUGGUACAAACAAAACCAAAGCUACAUUCUGUUUCUGAGUUAUUUUAAAUUAUACCAUAGCUUUAGUGUUGCUAGCUGUAGUGGUAUUAUAAGUGUAAAUAAAAUACGCUUGUCUUUUAAAUGAAUGAGGAUAAAACUAGAAGCUCAAAUGUAGGUGACAGCACUGUUGUAUCUCCCUAAUUUUUGACAGUUCUCCGUACUGUUACUGUCUAGAUAACAUUCGUGAUAAAUUACUAUAAAAUGUGGACCAACGUGGAGUGUAUCCCGUCUGAAGGUUGAGUUACGAAAAAGAAAAGCAGUUUCGAUUGAAAAUAUUAUUUCUAAGCUUUCUUUUUUCCGAACUUUAGGGAAUAAACAUUAAUACAAUUAUUUUGCAGCAAAGGUUAAAAGGUUAUAGUAUAAAAAUAUAACCAAAACAACUUUUCUUUUAAUUAAAGCACAUAAUAACGGGUUCUUACCGCGUUUGAAUGGGGAUAUGAGCAUGCAACAGCACUUGCAGUAGUGUCGAAAUAUCGGGAGUCUCAUAUCCCCAUUUAAAAGCGGUAAGAACCCGUUAUUAUGUGCUUUAAUUAUGAUAAUAACCGCGUAAACUUAAAACAACUUUUCUUUUUAUUUAAAUAAUAUGGGGAACUGACAAAAUUUUAGGACAAUCAACAGUAGCGACACCUGAUGAGAGAAAUAGGUAGUUUUUAUCCUCAUUCACAUCAAUAUAAAAACUGCGUUACGGAAAACAUAAUCCACAUAUGUCUCUGAUCUUUCGUACGUAGUUGUCGUCCUGUGUAUUAUUGUUGAUGUGGACUUGGCUUUAGAUUUGUCCCAUUUAAUGUUACCAGUAUGAUUGCCAUACUUUGGCAUUUCCUAGUCACUAAUUUUUAUUAACUAAAUAACUUUUAAAGCCGUUACUUAUCUCUGUUAAAAAUAAUAUUACUUACCUAUUUUUUUUUAUAUAUAAGAAAUAUGUAAAUUUUCUAUCGUAUUUACAUUUUACGUUUACUAUCAUUCAUAAAUAUAAUAAUUUAUAAUAUUGAAUAUAACAUUAAAAUAUCUCUAUAUUUCUUUAUCUAUGUAUAUGAAAGAAUUGUAACUAAAUACUAAAUUAAUUAGGUAUUUCAUCCCACCUAGAUGUUUUUAUAUUUGUUAUUGAGUUUUUCACAAAUGAGAUUCAUUAAU
Molecule: messenger RNA, 2879 nt
Organism: Pectinophora gossypiella (pink bollworm)
Lineage: Eukaryota; Metazoa; Arthropoda; Insecta; Lepidoptera; Gelechiidae
Product: 23 kDa integral membrane protein-like
Exons: 5
Coding region: 164-913 (249 amino acids)
Cellular component (GO): membrane
Source: RefSeq, a predicted model, not a curated record